AUGACAGAGGACAGAAACCUGCCCCCACCACUGCCUCCACGGCUGGACUGGUUCGUGCACACCCAGAUGGGCCAGCUGGCCCAAGACGGGGUCCCUGAGUGGUUCCACGGUGCCAUCUCAAGAGAGGCUGCCGAGGAUUUGCUGAGGCCAAAGCCACCUGGAUCUUUCCUCAUCAGGGUCAGCCACAGCCACGUAGGCUACGCGCUGUCCUACAAGGCUCAAGAUUGCUGCCGUCACUUCAUGGUGAAGCUGCUAGACGAUGGGAACGUUCUGAUCCCGGGAGAGACGACAGCCCACACCUCACUGGAGGCCUUGGUCACCUUCUACCAGCAGGAGCCAAUGAGGCCGUAUGAGGAGCUGCUGACCCAGCCAUGUGGCCAGGAGGAUCCAGGAAACAUGGACUAUGAGGAUCUCUUCCUUUACUCCAAUGCAUUGGCUGAGGAAGCUGCCAACCCCACCCAGGACCCCAGAGGGCUGGCCUCUUGCCCUGAAGCUGAAAAGACCUCCCCAAAGUCGGCCGCACUCUCUCGGCCAAAGGAAAGGAAGCCUUCAACAGAGAUGGACAGGACAUCCUCCUGCCCCCCAAAAGUCCCGCUCGGGGAUGCUGGCCAGAAGCUCUGGAAGAACCUCAAGUCACUCCCCAAAAAGGGCAAGAAGGUCCAGCAGCAGCUGAGAUCCCACCUGGCAACCGUGAGCUUGCCAUUGCUCUGGGACAACAAGUGUGACUCGGCAGCCCACAGCUCGAGGGCGGUGGCAAGCGGCCAAAAGAACGCGGGUGCUGCGAACUGUGUCUAUACUGACUCCAUUGAAGGGGCCCAGGCACCCCAUUGGUUCCCCCGAGGCAGAAAUGCCUUCUCCAGGGAAGCUCUGAGAUCAGUCAGCUGGAGCGGAGUUUCUCUGGGGGACAGGAGUCAGCACCAAGAGGUAGUGAGGUCCACGUCACUGCAGGUAUCCACGCAGGGAUUAGGGGACGUGCCAGAGCCCCAGGAGGACUGGAUCCCCGAGGAGUACCUCCGACCACCUCCGUUUGCCCCUGGAUACUGCUAG
Molecule: messenger RNA, 1047 nt
Organism: Elephantulus edwardii (Cape elephant shrew)
Lineage: Eukaryota; Metazoa; Chordata; Mammalia; Macroscelidea; Macroscelididae
Gene: HSH2D
Product: hematopoietic SH2 domain containing
Exons: 5
Coding region: 1-1047 (348 amino acids)
Cellular component (GO): cytoplasm
Source: RefSeq, a predicted model, not a curated record